This is a messenger RNA of Eublepharis macularius, 2957 nucleotides long. It is a transcript of the gene FGF13, whose product is annotated as fibroblast growth factor 13. Gene Ontology annotation, molecular function: fibroblast growth factor receptor binding; growth factor activity. The record is from RefSeq and is a predicted model, not a curated record. Gene Ontology annotation, cellular component: cytoplasm. The transcript has 5 exons. Gene Ontology annotation, biological process: animal organ morphogenesis; cell differentiation; positive regulation of protein phosphorylation. NCBI's taxonomy places the organism in Eukaryota, Metazoa, Chordata, Lepidosauria, Squamata, Eublepharidae. Bases 499 to 1239 code for a protein of 246 amino acids.
GCUUCGCUUCGGGAGCCGCUGCGGCUGACGCGUCCCCUCCGGAGGGCUCCGGAGCGCGGCGGCGGGGCAGGAGCCCGAGCCGGGCAGCCGCUCGUCUCCGCCGGCGUCUAACAGGUUGAGCGGGCGCCGGAGGGCAGGCGUUGUGGCCAGGGCGGGCGGCGCUGCGCCGGGGAGCGCCCAGGCGCGCGCGGAGACGCCGUCGAGUGACCUGUUGGUUGGUUCUUCUCCCCUCUGCGGCUCGGCAAGUCCGGCGAGCGAGGCGAGCGGGGUCUUGAGCGGGGCCCGGCGGCAGGCGAGGCGCGGCGAGGCGAGGCGAGGGGUGCCCCCGGGCAGCCCCGUCCCGUCCCCGAGCGCCCAGCGCGCCCCGCUCCGUCGGGUUGCCGGGGCCGGCCUGCCGCCGGCUCUGCUCUUUUGCGGGGAGGCGAGAGCAGCAUGCUGGGGGCUCCCCCCGCAAGCAGCCCCCGCAGCCCCGCUGUGUGACCCUCCAGGGUGGCGGCCAUGGCAGCAGCCAUCGCCAGCUCCCUGAUCCGCCAGAAGAGGCAAGCGCGGGAGAGGGAGAAGUCCAACGCCUGCAAAUGUGUCAGCAGCCCCAGCAAGUCCAAGACCAGCUGCGCCGACAAGAAGAAGCUCAGCGUCUUCUCGCGGGUCAAGCUCUUCGGCUCCAAGAAGAGGCGGCGGAGGAGACCAGAGCCGCAGCUUAAAGGCAUUGUGACGAAACUCUACAGCAGGCAAGGGUACCACUUGCAGCUGCAAGCAGAUGGGACUAUCGAUGGCACGAAGGAGGAGGAAAGUACCUAUACUUUGUUUAACCUCAUACCUGUGGGUUUACGAGUGGUGGCGAUUCAAGGCGUUCAAACAAAAUUGUACUUAGCAAUGAAUAGUGAAGGAUACUUAUACACAUCGGAACAUUUCACGCCGGAAUGCAAGUUCAAAGAAUCAGUUUUUGAGAAUUAUUACGUUACUUACUCAUCCAUGAUCUACAGGCAACAGCAGUCUGGAAGAGGCUGGUACUUGGGUCUUAAUAAAGAAGGUGAAAUCAUGAAAGGAAACCAUGUGAAGAAAAACAAACCUGCAGCACACUUCCUCCCCAAACCAUUAAAAGUGGCCAUGUACAAAGAACCCUCCCUUCACGAUCUUACAGAAUUUUCACGGUCUGGCAGUGGAACCCCAACAAAAAGCAGAAGUGUCUCAGGCGUCCUAAACGGUGGGAAAUCCAUGAGCCAACAUGAAUCGACGUAGCCAGGUUGCGGGGGGGCAAGUGGAGAGAUGCAUCAAUGGAACCUUACCUCUGGAAUUGCAGUUGAACCUUUCCUUAGCAGUCAAUCAUCCAAACGUUCUGUUCCAGACAAGCCGCCGAACUUGCAUAGGGUCAUGUGUCUUAUCAGCCAUUAGACCUGGUUGUUUAAAAAAAUAUUUUUUUUAAGGAAAGAUCCAAAUAGCAUAGAAUGUGCUUGUGAAAUCUUACAAGGAUAGUCAAACAAACAUAACUUGCGGCAUAAAAUUGCAGAGAAAAAAAUAUCCAUCUCACUCGCUCCUUCCGUCUAAUCUCACCUACGCUUUGUGAAAAAAAAGAAAAAUAAUUAAGAAGCAGAAAAUGUGUUCAUGGCCCUUACUGCUGAUCUGAAUUUGCUUCCUAACCAAGAAAGAAAUCCAAUCAAAGACCACUUUUUGCUCCUUCAAGGGAAAUUUUAAUGCUUAAUAUUUUUUCUAUAUAGCAUUAGAGGGGCUAACAAACAAAAAUUGUAAACUCUAUGGUUUUCCUGGCUUACCAUUUUAUAUCAAUUAAGGCUUGAUGAGAGAAAAAAAACCCAAUGUAUUCUUUUUAAUUUGGGAUAGUGGAACUUUUUGAUUUCUUAAUUCCAAUGGGUCUUCAAAGCUGUGUCUUUACAAAACAGAUAUAAUGCUAAUUAUUAUUAGAAUACUAGGGGGGAGAUCAGAUUUUGGAGCUGAGCAUUGAAGUCCUGGGCUCCCGUGAACAGUGUUCUUGUGAUUUUAACACACUGAAAUAUAUAUACAGUUUUUUAUAGAUUUGUAGUAAUAAAGUCCUUGUGCUGACCUGAGUCUGUAGGAACCAAGAUGUUAUGUUAACCCAAGUCAGUGGAAGAUUCGUUUUUUUUUUUUUAAGGGAUACAAUUAUUCCCCCAUGCAGAUUUUCUUUCUUCCCCCUCGUAUUUCUCUCUCUCGAUUACAUUUUGUGUAUCGUAUUCAAAAACUAUCGUCGUGGCUUCUUUUCUAAAAAGACAGAAACUGUGGAAUUAAGGUGACUUACAAUUUUUUUAUAAGAAAAUGUCUUAUUUGUAAAAUUCCUUUCACGUGUACUGGAUACAUGAAAUUUGAGUAGAAGGAAGCAUUAUGACACACACUCUCAAAACAUGUUGAAAAAUAAAAUGCGGGACACGGCCCAGUUCCUUUCACCUGUUGAGAGAAGGUUGCUGUGGGGGGAAAUGUAGUGUAGCCUUCCCCCAAAAGAGGAUAAAGUCACUGGAUAAUUACAGGAGAGGCGUGAGACCAUCUUGGCAUCCCAAGAAUGGCUGGCCAUGAGCACUGAAAUGAGCCUGGAACAGCACGGGCACGCCCAAUAUGGCAGGGGAGAGACACGGUAUAUUCCCAUCUGGAUCCCUAAAUGGCCCCUUUCCUUCCUGGUGGAGAAGGGUUUGGAUCAGGCCCUCCCCUUCUUCCUUUUUUUUUUUUAAAAAAAAGCAAAAGUAAAAUCUUUUGUUAGGUUUCCAUUUAGUUCAUCAUAUCCGUUGCAUGGAAGAAAGUUGGAAUAUUGGCUUAAGAGUUGCAUGACAUGUAAAAGAGUUUUGUGCAUUGCGCUCUGUUGGCAUCUGUUGCAGAUUAUGUACAAAGCUGACCUGGUUCGGUACAAACCGUUCCCUGCUGCUUUGGACAGAGGAGAUGUUUAUUAUUUGUUGUAUACGACCAUGCACUGAAUAAACUAUUUAUAGUAAGAUGUA